AGCAGAGCAUGCUUCGAUCAUUCGAUUACGAAACCUCGUCGAAAUCGGACGAACCAUACAUUGAUGCUGCGGCUCGCCUCGAAGAUCAGUUUAGCGAUCGUGCUCAGAGUCAGAGCGUUUUUGUUUCCAGUGUGACGUUAAUGAUACUUAAUUUGUCGAUUAAAAUAUCCGUGUACGUCUGGAUAGAGUGCAAAGUGUGCACGGUGUGCAGAAGUAAAGGAAGUGCUUUGUGAUCUGAUCGUGAUCUUCAGCAGGACAGCAGUGAUAGUGGAAAUCGUUCUUUGCGAUUCUGUGACAAGCUGUGGCGGGAAUUUUAUAAUUGACGUUUCAUUUUGAAGAUCGUUAAUGCGUGUUUGUGCCCGUGAUCAAGACAGGUGACUUAAACGAAGACUCUCUAGUGAUUGAAAAUGACUUCGGCAUACGUGCAGCAGCAGCAGCAGUACAAUCAUUCUGCGAUGUACGGUGGCGGUGGAAUGAUGGGUUCCGGAGCAGGAGCUAUGCUGGACACCUCGUCCUACAACCAUUACAACGGAAUGUCUGCCAUGAGUAUGGGAGGUUCAGGGCUCUGCUAUGGCUAUGGAACGGACAGUGGAUCCUCGGAGGGCUAUCACAGCCCAGGGCCGGUGUCGAGUCCUGAAUCGUACUUCAACAACACAAGUCCCGCAGAAUACAGUCCAUCCAGUCCGUACACAAACUAUGGAUACUGCAGUGGAGGAGGCUCUGGAUCGGGUGUUCCCAGUAACACCAACGCCAGUAAUCAAAACGCAUCCAGCGAAUCGUACUACAGCUACGCUAAUAACAAUUUCAAAACUGCCUGCCCAACCGUUCCUCGCUAUGGUAUGACGGAAACGAGCACUACUUCCGAUCGUCCCGUCCUGCUAAACAACUACCAGAAGCGUGAGGAAAGCACACAACCACUCGCCUCGUCCCAAAGCCAUGCCCUCCAAUCUUCAGCUACUACUUGUGGUACUGCAAAACGGCCUGUUGCUGCCGCUCAGCAUCAUCCGAUCGCUGGGAGCUACUACAACCCGUACACCGUACCGAUCGCUCGCAAUCGAUCCAGCCCGACACACAGCUCCAGCAGCUCCGUCUCGCCCACUCCUUCACAAUCCAGUGGACAAUCGGUGGUCGUGGUGCAGCCGGAAGUUGUGAAGAAGCGCCGACUGGCAGCGAAUGCACGGGAGCGCCGGAGAAUGAACAGUUUGAACGAUGCGUUCGAUCGCUUAAGGGAUGUGGUUCCUUCGCUGGGGAACGAUCGCAAGCUGUCCAAGUUUGAAACGCUUCAGAUGGCCCAGACGUACAUAGCGGCAUUGAAUGAGCUGCUUUCGCGGGAUUAGGAAGCAGCAUAGAUAGGGGGUUUUGUAACAUAAUGUACAGGUGUAAGUGUAAGGCUUAGUGGAGUGAUAUCAGAGGUGCUAUGAUCAUCUUUAGAUUGUACCGUUGUACAGCGAAGAUCGUUUAGGAUAGAACUCUUCGUUAAACAAAGCUCAGUAAAUAUAGAAUAAGGCAUGCAGUACUUGUAAAAAGAAUCAAUAAUUGAACAAACCACAAUGAGGAAAGCUAACAUACCAAGAGCAGUUUAGGAUAAGUAGAGUAAACGUCAAACAACACACUAAUUCAGUUUCAAUAAUGCUACAGUUCUUUAGCAACUCCAUUGCAGCAGUGCUCCCCAAAAGGAUCAGGCAAGUAAGGAGAACGAACAAGUAACAAGAAAAACAGUAUAAAGAGAGAGGCAAGACUAAAUGUGUAUAUUUAAGAAAUUAAUGUGUGACCAAUGCGUUUGCGAGUAGGUCACUCUCGAUUGUAGACAUCUCUGCUGGGUCUCUGCCUGAUUUGGCUGGAAUUUUGCCCCGAAAAUCGAACAGCGAAAAACCGUACCGUCAUCGUCGUCAGGGUGAAAUAUUUCGAUAAUGGUACGCAAUUGCUCGAAAUUAAGGUGUGAAAUCGAAAACGGAAUGAACGAUAACAGGCGAAAGAAGGAGAAACCGAGGGGAGCGAAUGGGACCGGGGGGGCAUAUACGAAAUAUACCCACAAAAU
Anopheles merus is the source of this 2038-nucleotide messenger RNA. RefSeq names its product neurogenin-2-like. Bases 408 to 1337 code for a protein of 309 amino acids. Gene Ontology annotation, molecular function: protein dimerization activity. Lineage: Eukaryota; Metazoa; Arthropoda; Insecta; Diptera; Culicidae. The record is from RefSeq and is a predicted model, not a curated record. The transcript has a single exon.